Messenger RNA from Prorocentrum cordatum, 378 nucleotides. The record is from the annotation of a GenBank genome assembly. NCBI's taxonomy places the organism in Eukaryota, Dinophyceae, Prorocentrales, Prorocentraceae.
AUGCUGAAGAACAUACCGAGCCGUUCCUCCGUGGCCGAGCUGACUUCUUUCAUCGAGGAACUUGACGCUGGCUUCGGGCAGGAAUUCACGUUCUUCUACAUGCCCCAGAGGACGGGGCCGCGGCACCGCGUCCUGAACAAGGGCUACGCCUUCGUCGGGUUUGCAGACCCCGACACGUGCGCAAGGUUUGCUUCCACCAUCUCGGGCCUCAAGUUCAUCACACGCGAAAGCACCAAGAUCAUCGGGGUGGCCCCUGCACGGCUUCAAAGCAACGAGGAUAUCAUGGAGCACUUUGGAGACGUGACGCUGAACAGCCGCAAGGCGCCAUUAGUGCUGAAGUCAUUUAGUGGCCAGUUGGAGCUCCGUUAUGCUUUGUGA